AGUGUAUAUGAAAGAAAAGGGAAAUAAGUAUAAGCACGUGUAUUUCUGUACUACCGAAGUGUUAUUUUCAAACAAUAUAAAUAUUAAAAUGAUAGAUUGUAAUUAAAAAGAGUUUAUUUAAAAAAUGUCAACGAUGAUUAAACAAGUUAUUUCCAAUAGGAUAUUUUUACAAUUAUCAAGUUUAUGUCGUUUUAAUCGUAUCGACAAAUUUUCUCACAAUAUUCCAAAUGAUCAAGAUAAUAUUUUAAAUAAAAGAACAACAAUUGAUGAAAAAACAUCAGACGAUGAAUUAAAUAAUACUUCUAACGAGCAAGAACUUAAGCGUCUUCUUAAAGAAGCUGCCACUUACAAUGAUGUUAAAGAUACAAAUUGGACUACAACUCCUUAUCCUGCUAAUGCACCAACCUCUGUGGAAGAAGAUAAAAUAGAGGUACCUAAAAUUAACCCACAGGAAAGAACAAUAAUACUUUUUCCUGGACAAGGGACUCUUAAAGUUGGCGCGGUUGCAAAAUAUUUGCAUUAUCCUGCUGCAAAAGAAUUAUUUGAAAUAGCUAAUGAAAUUUUAGGAUAUAAUCUAUUGAAGAUAUGUUUAAAAGGUCCUCAAGAAAAAUUAGAUCAAACAAGGUUUAAUCAACCAGCUACGGUUGUUUCAUCGUUGGCUGCGUUAGAAAAAAUACGCGAAGACAGGCCAAAAGUAUUUGAAACUUGUGCGAGUGUUGCUGGGUAUAGUGUUGGCGAAUUGAGUGCACUGAUUUUUUCAGGAGCUAUCUCUGUUGAAGAUGGUAUCAGAUUGGUGGCAGUUAGGGGUCAGAUGAUGCAAGUUGCAUCCGACAAAGUACGUCAAGGAAUGUUAUCCGUUUAUUGUUCUCCUGAAGCCAAAUUAUCUAAGAUAUUACAAGAUGCUGUUUCUUGGGCUGUAGAUUUGGGUGUGCCUAAUCCUGUAUGCAAAGUAUCUGUUUAUUUAUAUACUCAGAGUAAAAUAAUAGCUGGAAAUGAAGAAGCAUUGCAAUAUAUAGAAAAGAAUGGCACGGCUAUGGGUUUAAAAAGAAUGAAGAGGCUUCCAGUUUCAGGAGCUUUUCAUACACCGCUUAUGCAACCAGCCUUACAAAAAUUUUUUGAAGCACUGGAUACGGUAACGAUAGAAGAACCAAGAACUGAGGUAUAUUCUAAUUAUACUGGGCUUCCUUAUAGACAUUUACGAAGUAUUAAAGGAUUGUUAUUGAAACAAAUUGUAUCACCGGUAAAAUGGGAACAAUGUAUACAAAGAAUAUAUAAGAGACCAGAAGGAGAAUUAUUUCCAAGAACAUUUGAUGUUUGCUCUAGUGGAAGAAUGAGAACUAUUUUGAAAUUAAUUAAUUCAAAAGCAGCUAUUUCUUGUAUAGUAAUUUAAUAAAAUAUUGCUUAUUUAUAAGAAUAUAAACGUUUGCUAAUAAAUUAAGUUUAAUGAUAUUUAUUAAAUAACAAUACUGACAAAAUGUUAUAUGUAUAUGAAUAAAUUUCUUUUUCUUUUAUAAUG
This is a messenger RNA of Polistes canadensis, 1516 nucleotides long. It is a transcript of the gene beg, whose product is annotated as probable malonyl-CoA-acyl carrier protein transacylase, mitochondrial. NCBI's taxonomy places the organism in Eukaryota, Metazoa, Arthropoda, Insecta, Hymenoptera, Vespidae. The coding region runs from base 125 to 1390 and encodes 421 amino acids. The transcript has a single exon. Gene Ontology annotation, molecular function: transferase activity. The record is from RefSeq and is a predicted model, not a curated record.